Zootermopsis nevadensis is the source of this 9975-nucleotide messenger RNA. RefSeq names its product Choline acetyltransferase (gene ChAT). The record is from RefSeq and is a predicted model, not a curated record. Gene Ontology annotation, cellular component: neuron projection; cytoplasm. Gene Ontology annotation, biological process: acetylcholine biosynthetic process; neuromuscular synaptic transmission. NCBI's taxonomy places the organism in Eukaryota, Metazoa, Arthropoda, Insecta, Blattodea, Termopsidae. Gene Ontology annotation, molecular function: choline O-acetyltransferase activity.
UAAGAACGUUAAGAACCACGGCCGACUCCAGCGAGGAAACCGUCGUACCUACGGGCAGCACCGACACGUCAUCAACAAUCGGCGGGUCGUUGUUGGGAAGAUUACCCGGGCCUCUGCUAGAAGGGCUGGCAUCUACAGCCCCCUCGUCACCCCAGAGAGUAGCCUCAAAUAUCCGCGGUUACCUGGCCAACAAGUUCGAAGCUGCCAUCCCUGACACAGGAUGGCGAGAAGCACUUUUCGCCCUGCCACGGCGACUGUUUGGAACGGUGGAGCUGCCUACGGCCGAAGACGAUCUGAUUGGUUCCGACGGUCAGAAAAUUAUUCUGCCGAAACUCCCGGUGCCAAACUUGGACGAAACUCUGGAACGCUACCUAGCUGCUGUAAAACCAAUCGUCAGUGAUUCACAAUAUGAGAAAACGAAAACGAUGGUAAAGGCCUUCGGAUCGAGUACUGGUCAGGGGCAAAGACUACAAGAAAAGCUUCUGCAGCUUCGGGAGGAACAAGAUAAUUGGGCAUAUACCUGGUGGCUGAACGAUAUGUAUCUCAACAACCCCAUUCCUCUGCCCAUCAACUCGAACCCCGGAAUGGUAUUUCCGCCGAGAUCAUUCCGGUCAGCCUACGACAUGGCCAGGUUCGCUGCCCGAAUCAUGACGGGCAUACUCAGCCACAAAGAUAUUAUGGACAGACAUGCAAUACCAGUGGAGCGAGCUACAUCACGAGAGAAGGGCCAACCGCUUUGCAUGUCUCAAUACUAUCGUCUCUUCACGUCAUAUCGACAGCCAGGGAAGACGCGAGACUUCAUCUACACCAAAAUUAAACACGGAGAAGGAGAUACAAAUCAGGGAACAGAAAAUAUAAUUGUGGCUUGCAGGAACCAUUUGUAUGUCAUGGCGCUGAAACCAAGUGAGAAGAACAGGCUAACAGAAGACGAAAUGACCUUCCAGUUUCUACACAUCCUUCAAGAUGCCUCCUGUCAGCCGUUGUCUCCACCAGUAGGUAUCCUCACGUCUGAAAGGAGAGACACCUGGGCAGUUGCUAGAGAAAAACUCAGACAAGAUAAGAAAAACAAGCAGAACCUGGAGGUCAUCGAGAACGCCCUGCUGCUAGUGUGUCUUGACGAGCCUUUACCUGCAAGCUUCAAUUGCCGUACCCUGCGAAGUGACGUGCCAGAAACUGUAAGAGGUCACAUUGUGGAUUCAAGAGAUGAAACAAAUAUGUCUCAUCAGAUGAUUCACGGUGGAGGAAGUGCGGCUAAUUCAGCCAACCGCUGGUUUGACACGACAGUUCAGAUCAUAAUUUCUAGUGAUGGCGUUUGGGGGCUGUGCUAUGAACAUUCGCCAUCAGAAGGUGUGGCUAUUGUUCAGCUGAUGGACGAUGUGCUCAAGAAAUGCGAGAGCAUGCCUACCGCUCCCGAUAACAUUCCAAGCAACAUCCAGUGUCAAGCCCCGCAAAGAUUGGAAUGGGUGAUCAAUCAGGACAGUCACCAGUACAUACAAGACGCCAUUCAGAAUUUAGAUUUAAUGGUCGAAGAUCUGGACUUCUACGUUUAUCGCUUUCCUGGAUACGGGAAGGAGUACAUCAAGUCUGUAAAAUGUAGUCCUGAUGCCUAUAUACAGCUGUCACUACAGUUGGCAUAUUUUAGACUGUACCAUAAACUCGUGGCAACUUACGAAAGUGCGUCAACACGACGUUUCCUACUGGGUCGUGUGGACUGCAUCAGGUCAGCUCAUAACGAAACUUUGCAGUGGGUGAUGGCCAUGUGCCAUGAUGAAUCUGGCACUGAAGAUAUUCAGUCUGGAAAACGGGUAACCUUCAGUCUCUAUGAUGCACAACAGAAGCUUCAAUUAUUUGAUGAAGCGAUGAAGAAGCAGACAGAGAUAAUGGUGGAGAACAUUCUAGGCCAGGGUAUAGAUGUCCACCUUCUGGGUCUCAGAGAAUUGGCCAAAGACCUCGGAGAACCCAUACCAGAUAUUUUCCAAGAUGACGUUUACAGAACUGCCAAUCACUUUUCUUUGUCUACAAGUCAGGUACCUACAAGUUCGGACAGUUUCAUGGGUUACGGACCUGUUGUGCCAGAUGGUUAUGGUGCUUCAUACAACCCCCGCUCUAACACCAUUGUGUUCUGUCUAUCUGCAUUUCAUUCAUGUCAGAACACAAGCACAUGGAAACUAGCUCAUAGCCUGGAGGAAAGCCUGAAUGCCAUGAAAGACAUGUUGAGCAGCAGACACACGAAGAAAUAGUAAUUUGUUACUCUACUUCUAUGAUGUACAUAGACCUUUAUUUCAGGUCAAAGUAGAUUAUUUGUUAAUACUGUUAGACAACUGGUGGUCCCCAGGAAAGGUGAAAAGAGAACAAGUGAAAAGCAGAAUAACGUAAUACAAUUAAGCAAACAUCAAAAAUUCACCUCCCAUGUCCCAUGUAGUGUAAAUGAACUUGGAACUAAAGGCAUUCAGUUAUGCUAUUUAGAUUAUUUAAAUAUGUUUUUUUCAGCCUCAAACAUAAUGUAGCAUCAUAUGAUAUGGGAAUACCUCAGUCAGGAUGGCAUAUAUUUCAGUUAAGAUUGAACCACAAGCCUCCCAAAUACAAAUCUAGAGGAUUACUGCAAUGCCUCCUUUACUUCUUAAAUAAGAAAUACUUACAGAUGUCCAUGGUGUUAUCAUUCCAUCCUAACUAUAUGUCCAGCCCAUUGUAUUUUCUUACAUUUAAUUAUUCUAUCAAUAUCAGGUGACCUAUUUAAAUUAUAUAAUAAUAUUUAAUGGAAACUGGAGCUAAUAUUGAAAAAAUAUUCUUUGCUCCCACCAUGUUAGUUCUAACAAUUACACAGGACAAUGAGAAACAAUAGGUUCCAGACAUGUCGGUAAAUAGUGUACAACAAUUUUUGGUAAAAUUCACAAUGCUGAAAUAAAUAUUGAUUUAAUUCCAAUGCAAGGAAGUCUUCAACAUUUUGAACUGAAAACUAGUGUGUCUUCCUUCCUCAGAACUCUUCUGUCUCCUGAAGGUAAUUUGAAUUUACAGUGAUCAGAUUUAGUAUAAAUUCAACACUGGAUCUUUAAGAAAAUGCUAAUUACAAUAAGUAAGUUAAUCUUUUAUAUCAAAUAAAAAUAAACAUUAUAUCUGCAAAACUUUAAGUAACCUACAGUAAACAAUUAACAACUAUAAUGCUCCAAGUUGUAAUUAAUUAAUUCUAAUAAACAUAAUAUGCACCGUGCUUUCAUGUUCCCUUUUCACUUUUUCAUGGGUAUCUGUUAUAAAAAGAAGGAAUAUUGUUUGUGUAGAAAUAUAUGUGUACCAUAUGAAAGAAACUGGAUCAAAUAAUAAUAUUAACUUUGCAGAAGGAGAGCAUAAAAAAUAUAUUCAGAGUGAACUGAAGUCUUCUAGGUUGUGAUGCCAUGAUUACAUAGUAACAUAACCUCUAAGACCACAAUUCACAUUUUCAUAACCAUGAGAAUCUCAAAUUCCAGAAUUGUAAUUAAACAGAAUUUUGUUCUAAAAGUACUUCAAUCACAUUUAGUGUGACAUCUUCAUGAGAAAAAGUUGCUUCUAAAAUAACAACGGAUUUAUCAUAGCCACACAUCUCUUAGAUUUUUAAACUACUCCGAUUGUACAUAAGGUGUACAUACAUAUACAAAGCAUGAUUGUGUUCCUUAGGAUUUGUUCCCAGAGAAAAUUGUUACGGUUAUUUAAAACAAAAAAUAUUUAUAUUUUUAUGUUUGCCUUAGGAUUUCAGCCAUAUUUGGUUAAAAUUUAAACAACAUGCCUACCAUUUGAAGGAAAUAUAUGCACAUAAUUAUAUCUUGGAAAACAAGGACAGAAAAUGGAUUAACAUUUUCAUUGCUUACACUGCUAAACACACAGCCUUAUGCAAGUUAACAAUUAAAGUGUUAAAAGAAUUCAAAUUUUGUUUCCCUUAUAAGAAAGGAAAGUUGAGUAUGCCCUUUCUCAUAAUGCAGAAACUAACUUCAAUUGAUUGAUGUUGUUAUGUACAUAAUAUUAGAAAACUUAUUCAUUAUAAAAUAAAUAUGUUAUUGUUAUUCUGUUUUGGAAAUGGGAAAUUGCUUAGUGAUGACGUUUGUAUACAUAUGUUAAAUAAGUGGAAAAAAUUCCUCAUACUGAAAUUAAGUAUUGAAAGAUUAAUUUAACUGUAUUAACAUAUUUAUAAUAUUUGUAGCUUAAUCUGGUUAUUCAUAUUUAUUUUAAUAUACACUAUGUUUAUUAACAUGUACAAAAUGUCUGCAACAGACAUUUUGUUGAUGAUGUUUUGUACGCAAACAACGUGUCUUCAAAUUACACAUAUCAAAUAUUGCAGAACUGCUUUUCAGUAGAAUUUAUUACAGAAAUGUUUUGUAGACUAUGUGAUAUGAAUCAAUAUAAUUUAUUACAUAAAUUGUUAAAAUAUACACAUACACACCAAAAGCGAAAUGUUGGACUGUAAAUGCAUAUUACUACAUGUUGACUUGACCAAGAUGAAUAUUAUAUCUGUUACACAUUACUCUUGUUCUUUUAUAUAAGAUAUUAAUGGAAUUGUUGUCACACAUUUUUAUUUAGAAGCUAUUAUAGUCCUAUAAUUUAUUAGUAGAUAAUUACUGUAUAUAGAUUGAUUAGGACUACAGUGCGUGUAUUAGCAAUAUACAGAUAUGUAGGAAUUUCAUCACCAUGUAACUCUAGAUAGACUAUCAUGGGUUCAGAUAGCAUCCAAUUGUUAGGUUGUAUAGCACGUAUAUAUCCAACACUGAACUACGUGUUGAUCACCUAAAUAAAACAUCAAAGUUUAUACUGGUUAUGUAUCAUUAUGUUUCAUGUUGAAAGAAAGAAUAUUAAUUCAGUUAUAUUAAUAUUACAAAAAAUGCCUAUGAUAUUUGCACAAAGAAAAAUAAAUCACUUUAAUCAUUAUUCCAGGUUAACUCACAGCAGUUAAAUCCUAGGGCUUAUUGGUUAUGAACCUAGUAUAUUAAUUCUAUCAUGCAAGAAUUAGUAUUUUAUUAUCUUCCUAGUUCAUUAAACUGAAAGAAAUAUCAUUUUUGAACGAAACUUUGGGAAAAAAGUAAAAAGUUGUACUCUUAUUGAAGUAAAUAUAAAUACAAAUAUAUUUGUGAUUUUGCAUACCUCAUUGAUGUUGAUGUUCACUUAUUACAGAUAAAUGUUUAUUAUUCCAGAGCUAAAAAACACUACAGAUGUUACAUUCCAUAUAAAUAUACAUUACUGUUUUGUAUUAUGUUAGAAUACAUGCAAAUAUAUAAGAGUAAUGUGUUGUAUAGUCUGAACAUAGAACUGAUACAGCAGUUGUAAUAAAAAAGGUUAUGUGUUGGUCAUGUGAUGCUUAUGGAUAAAAAAAACCUUGAUGCAGAAAUCUCUGGGACUGAGGCAGAGAUUGUAGGUAAGAUAAUAUUAAAUGGUUCCAGGAUUUGGUCCAAUGGUGGAUUUUUGUGGUGAUGUUGUUAGACUCUAAUACCAAACAGUGUAUAAUUUGUGAUCAAAGUAGUGUGUGUCUAUAUAAAGCACAGGGGAGUAUUUUGCCCAGAUCUUGCAGGGGAAAAAAUUUCCCAUUAUAUUAUUUAGUAGAAUUUCUAAGAGACAGAAGAUGUUGAAAAGAAAUUAAUUGUCAAAAUGCAGUGUGAACUUUGAUGCUAUGAAUCCGAGUGACAUAAAGUUCUUAUAUUGUAAAUUCAAAUAGCUUCCUAUAUAGUUGUCUUCAAAAAUUGGCACUAUUAGUGUACAUUAUACUCAAUACUGCUAGUAUACACCUGAUGAAAUGUCAAUUACAAUUUCUUUAAUUGUAUGAUUGUGGAUUAAUUGUAUCAGAGUGUGAAAAUGUGUGGUUAUUUCAAAACAAUGAAAAUGGCAUACACAAUGCUUGAAGUGGGACAGUUUGUGAAAUAUUUUAUGAUAAAAGAAAUUUGUGGCUGGAUAGUUCGCAAAUCCCUUGAAUUUUAGAAAUUUGACAAAAUAAAUUCCUGUUUGAGGCUAAUAUUAUAUCAACCUAAAAUACUCAUGACAUUAACGUUUUCCCUCGACGGAAGCUUAUUACCAUGGUGACCAGGUAAAUGGAAUAAUAAAUUAAUCAAAGACAUGAGGUCAGAACAACUCUGUGCUUACACUUAUUUUAUUGUUAUUUUUACUGUAUUUUGUUGUUCUUACAAAAAGUGAAACAAAAAGAGGGAGAAAGAACAUGAAAUUUUGGCAUGGUUACCGGCUGUUAAGUGAAACGAUUUUGGAUCUCGUUGAAAAGAAACAGGUUAGCAACAUUUUCAGUUCCACCCCACUUCAAGCACUGAGUACAGAAGCUUGUAAUAUGAAUAAAUGUAUUUAUUCCUGUAUAUGUACAUGGAAGAAUGUGGCCAUGAAAGUUUGGUGUGGAUUGUAAUGUAUAUCGAAUGCUUUAUGCAAUGGGAAAGAAACACAGGUAUGCUUAUGGAAGUGCAGAAUAUAAUAUGUAACUAAAAGAGAUAGAUAUUACUAUGGAACUUCAUUAAAUUUUUCCAGUACAAAUCUGAAAUAUCUGCUAUUAUAUUCAAUAAGUUACUUUAAUGAUGAGAGGCGACUGUGUUUUACAUCCAACAACUGACCUAGUUCAUAAAUGGUGGCAGAGUAAAUUAUUUAAUUAUUUCAGUACAGUUUAUUUUAAGAGGAACUUGGGUGAAUAACAAGCAGAUUCACUAUGAUGAAGAAAGUUUUCAAUGGCUGACAUUGGAUUAUGCAGCAAUAAACAUAAGGAAUCAGGUCUGCAACUGAAAGAAUUUAGGUGAAGUUCAUGAUGAUACUAUGAACAGAAGUCAAGAGAUCAGUUUCAAUAAUAAUUCUACACCAUAUAUAUCUAUCUCUUUUUGAUGCAAUGAAAUCAGAACUACUAUAUGUUGUGACAACACUAUUUAAUACGAUCUGUCUUCUAUCUAAUUUCAAACUUGUUUUGUCCCACAUGACUUUAAAAAAAAGUGAUCAUGUGGGCGCCCGCACAGUGACUCUUGUCCAUUCGAAGUAGAGCUUAGAAUGAAACAACAUAUAUCUAUGAGGAAAAUACACUUUGCAUUUCUCUAUAUGCUUAAAAGCAACUGUACUGCUGUAGACUAGCUUCAAAAUAUUGCAAGAAUUGUACAUGAUGCUUCCUAGUGUUCAAUAGUCUUGUUUAAUGAAAACGCAGAAUUGAUGUAAUUGAAAUAUGUGUAAAUAUUGAAACAUCAGUGGUAAGAACAAGUGAUUUAGUGACAGAGUUAUUUAAACUGUUUAUUCAAUAGAAGCAAACUUUACUUUCUUACAGGACAAAAUAAUUUAAAUUUGUGUUAAAAAAUAAUCAAUUGCAGAAAAAUUAAUUUCUAUUGUUGAAACCAAACACAAGAUAUAUAUGUGUGCUUUCCUUCAAGAUAGUGUUAUUAACUGCUACAUUCAGGGUCAUGAUUACAUGGGAAAAUAUUGAUGUAAUAAUUGUAUUGGGGGUCACAGUGGCCGCGCAGUCUGAGGCGUGGGCCUUGUGCCGCUUGGUCACUGGGACAGUGGGUUCGAAUCCCACUCAAGCCAUGGAUGUUUGUCCGCGUUUUUCUGUGUCUUGCUGUCCUGUGUACAGGUAGAGGCCUUGUAACAGGCCAAUCCCUCGUCCAAGGAGUCCUACCGAUUGUCUAUAGAUCAAAGCCAAUGUAAAGUUGGGACCCACAGUGCACGGGUCGUUCCAGUAUCCAGUAGUAAUAAUUGUAUUAUAUAUAUAUAUAAUGAUAAGCAUCUGAGCAUAAAAAUACCAACACUUUGCAAGCAGACAGUAAAGUGAUUCCACUGUGCAUAACAAAAUUACUUCCAUUUCAUAUGUAAAAAUACAGAACUAUCAGCACAUUCCCCAUUUUAACAUAUUACUGAAGUAAUUAUUCCACCAAUUCAUUCAAGUUGUGAUCAUGUGGAAAUCAUUACUAUAAGUCAAUUGAGAGCUCACUUACAGCUCGUACAUUUGAUGCAAAACAACCCAUCUUAUCACUAAAAUCAGUUUCUUUUAUUAUUUAAAAUAUAUUAGAUUUUCUGCAUUGGAUAUUCAACUUAUAUAAUCUACCCAGAACUUUGAGCCAGGCCAACUCAAUCAGUUGAAGGGCAGCUAUAGGUGGCUGUAAGACAAUGGUUUGCUCCCUUAUACAAGAGAACAUUUUCUCUUUGGCUCUGGUGUUCAUCUAGCCUCCAAUAAAAUUGUGUGUCCAGAGAGAGAAGCUUACGUCUCACAUUUUAUCGAGUCAGUUACCGUGAAAGCUUCAAACCCUCAUUUCUAUUUAAUGCUGAGGUCUAAAUGCAUCAAGUUUUACCUUCAUGCUCCCUAUAUGCCACAAUAAAAUGGUAAUUAGGUAGAGACAAUUUUAUUUAGAAAAUACGCACGGCUCUACUAUGUUGUAGGCGCAGCAUCAUGAACGUAAGCUGUGGAACAAAUGGGAGUACUACCUACUACUACUCAAUAUGAAGUACAAUCUUAAACGUUACCUGCUUCAUAAUAAUCUGAUAAUAUCUACUUAGCUGAAAAGGAUAACUUGUGUGUGUACAGAUUUCUUCAUAACUGUCGCAAGCUGCUGCUCUAUGUAAAUAUCAUUUACAUACUUUCUGCAAAUGUAGCAUAUUAUUGUGAUACAAAUGGACAGAGCUGUACAUCUAACCACUUGAUCUUACCACAUUGAUUUUUCCUGCAUGCAUGGGAGAACUGGGGAAAAAAGAAUACUUUUACAUUUCAAUGGCCUUCAAUUCAAUGUAUAGUACUUUUUUGUAGAUUGUAUACAUUACUAUACUAUAAAUGUAAACACUUGGUCAUUACGUACAUAUACUUCCAAGGGAAAAUAUAUAUUAGUAUUUUGUUUUGAACAUAUAUAGCAUUAUACUACUUGCUAAUCUCUGGUACACUGUUAAAAUGCAGUUAAAUACAGAAUUAAACAUAUCACUGAGAAACACAUAUCAAGAAAUCAUACCACAGAUAUUUUGUGAUAUGACAAAUAUACGUUGAUAAGGAAGGUUUCAACGAAGUUAAAAUAGUUUAUGUAUAUAUAUGUACCAUAGGACAAACAUAUCAUAGAAUGUAAUUUUUAUUACUGUUCCUUGUUUAAAUGUUAGUAUUUGAAAUAAAAAGCUUCAGUCACUGCAGUAGUGUGCAGGUUGGAACAUUAUUUGUAUGUUUAGAAGUCUAACUGAAUUAUUAACACUUUAACUGCCAUGCAUUUAAGCAUCCUGCUAUGAUCCUUAAGUUUAAGUACUUGAGUAUUUAAUUUGACUGUAUUAAUAACACAGAAAUUAUAGAAAUACUGUAGUGAUGGCUAAACGCUGCAUAUUAUGGAAAUCAUGAUUUGAAAGGUCUGCUCCAUUUCAGGGUAAUAAGUGUUUUAAAAUGUAUUCUUUAACACUUCUAAAUUUAUCAACAACUAUGAAACAAAUACAAAUCCCCCCCCCCCACCUCCAAAUGAAUUAAUAUUAUCUGUAUCAAGUUUAAUUCACAUCCAUUAAGUCAUGUAAGACAUACAAUGUAAUGUAAUGUACUUGUUGCAUUUUAUAUUCAUUGAUGAAUGUAGAAAGUUCUUCCCUCAAAUUCAGUCUGAGUUGCAAUAAGUGAUGUCAAUGUUUGUUCUUAUAUCUACAGGUUAAGAAAUACCAAAAUAUUACAGGGCACGUGGUUUGAAUGGAUGUAUUAAGACUGUUAAGAUGCUUUAACAAAUACAAUUUACUGAUCACUCGUGCUAGGAAAAGAAAUAAAAAUUAUUCCACUUAGGAUUGGCACUCCCUAAACCUCACAGUGAUUACAAGAAUUCUUGUUCAUGGCAGUUAAAAGCAAAUUGUUCAACCAGGAAUACAUGACAUAUUUUACUGUCUACAAAUGAAAAAUUUAUAUGUAUCUGUGAUGCUGGAUUAAUGUCACUUCUGAAAACAUACAGAAACCAAUCAAUAUUUAUAAGAAUUCAGAAUAAGAACUAUGUUAAAUGUUAUUUGUGAUGAUCAAAUUUACAAUAAACAAUAAAAAUGAAAGGUAAAUUUGGA